Messenger RNA from Octopus sinensis (East Asian common octopus), 3383 nucleotides. RefSeq names its product protein Red-like. Gene Ontology annotation, cellular component: nucleus. The transcript has a single exon. Gene Ontology annotation, biological process: mRNA splicing, via spliceosome. Lineage: Eukaryota; Metazoa; Mollusca; Cephalopoda; Octopoda; Octopodidae. The record is from RefSeq and is a predicted model, not a curated record. The coding region runs from base 166 to 2235 and encodes 689 amino acids.
CAAAGCAAGAGAGAUAACUCUCCACAGUUUAUUGGGCGGCCAUUGUAUUGCGGCUCCGUCUUUUUUGUACGUUUUGCGGAUAUUUAUCGUAAUUUCACUGGGAAGGAAGAUAUUCCAGCACUUGAGAUAAGAGGUACCGAAUAGUGGUUUGUAAACUCAUCCAAAAUGCCGAAGGAGGACGCGGAAGCGUAUUCCAAUCCGUUACCUCCCGCAGAUUACAACGCAGAGGUAGGUGACGAUGCUCAUCCGUUGACGAAUGAAGAUUUCCGUAAACUUUUGAUGACACCGCGAGUGGCCGCCGGAUCCUCGUCCAGCGGCCACGUUUCUUUGUCAGCGUUAUCCUCUUCAAGGAGUUCUGCGUCGGCUGCCGCCGCUGCUAAUGCGGGAUCCGCAUCCUCGGCAAGCCACGAUCUGUCUGGCGGGGCCGCAGGCUCGUCCGGUUUGGGAUCUGCCAGUGGAGCCCACGGUGGUUUAGGUUCCGGAGUCAGUGAACUAGGAAGUUCUGCGACCGGUGCCGGUGCCGGGGAUGAUGGUGGGAAUCUGUCCGGUUACGAAGAUGCUCACGAGUUGGGAGAACAAGACGACGAUGACCCGGCGACCAGGAGACGGAAGAAAAAAAGUUACUACGCCCGAUUGAAACGUCUCGAGGAGGACCGACAGAAAGAACUAGCCCAGAAGUACAGGGAUCGAGCGAAAGAGAGAAGAGAUGGGUUAAACAGGGAUUAUGCCGAGACUGAAAUUAUUAGCACCACGGCUGAUUACCGUGCCGUGGCCCCAGAUGCAAAAUCUGGCGAAAACUACGCUGAACGGCGUAAACAGAUUAUCCAAGAGUCCAAAUACCUCGGAGGUGACAUGGAACAUACCCAUCUUGUGAAGGGGCUUGAUUAUGCCCUGCUAGAGAAAGUCCGUGCCGAAAUCACCAGCAAAGAACGUGAAGAGGAAGAAGAGCUUGAGAAGGCCCUGACACAGAAGAAAGAGAAAGAAGAAGACCCAGAGGAUCAGAUCUUAUUCAAAACCAAGAUGGGAAGGAAUAUUUACCGUAUCAUCUUCAAAUCGAAGUACCCUGAGCGCAAUGAAUUGUUUCUGCCGAGUCGUAUGGCCUACGUGGUGGAUUUAGAGGAUGAAUUUGCUGACUCUGAUGUUCCAACAACGCUUAUCCGCAGUAAGGUUGACUGUCCAGUGCCCGAAUCCGACACGACAUUGACCACCAAUGAUAUUGUCAUUAAUAAGUUGACACAGAUUCUGUCCUACUUGCGACAGGGACGCCGCGAGAACAAAAAGUUGAAGAAGAAAGAGAAAAAUAAAAUGAAAGAAGAUGCUCGUCCAGGAAGUAAUGCAGGUGGCGGAAAUGGAGGCUCUGGAAGCGCAGGGGAUAAAAUGCUGUUGCCUGGCCACGACGAAAGCAUUUAUGGUGAUCUUGGUGAGUACAAUCCGUCUGUGAUGUCCGGACAGUUUUCCAAGAGCAAAGACAAACGUGAUCGUAAAGACAGAGAUCGAAGCGAUCGCGAUAGGGAUCGGAGUGACCGGGAUCGAGGAGACAGAGGGGACCGAGAUCGUGAUCGAGAUAGGGAUCUGGAUCAUCGGGACCACGAUGGAAGCUACUACAGCCGAGAUAAAGACCGAAGUUCAAGUGGUAUGGACCGCAGGGACAGAGACCGCAGCGACAGGGAUUAUGAUCGUGAUAGGAGCUCGAAAAAGACUUACUUCGAGAAACCUGCUGAUGAGGACGAAGACAAAGACAGAAUGCCAAACUCAGCGAAGGAUUUGGUUAAAUCUAUCAACGAAUGUUUCAAGUCAUUUGCUGAAAUAGAAGAAGAGAAGGAAAAAGCUGCUACGAAGAAAGAAGAGGAAAGACUGCGGAAGUUAAAGGCCAAAAUGGAAAUCGACAGCUAUGCAGAGUGUUACCCGGGUAUGAUGGAAUCUGCUGAUGCCAUCGAUGAUUCUGAUGAUGAAGUGGAUUAUACGAAAAUGGAUCACGGCAACAAAAAGGGUCCCAUAGGGCGUUGGGAUUUCGACUCGCAAGAAGAGUACAGCGAGUAUAUGGCGAAUAAGGAGGCUAUGCCUAAAGCUGCUUUCCAAUAUGGUGUCAAGAUGGCCGAUGGCAGGAAAACCCGUCGUACUGGUCCCAAAGAUGAGAAAGCCGAGCUUGACCGGCAGUGGCAGAAAAUCCAGCGCAUCAUUGAGAAGCGUAAAACUACAGAUGACAACUACGAGUACAAACGGAUGAAGUACUAAUUAUACUCACACACACACAUAUGCUCACCCUCACACACAUUCAAAGUAUAUGAAAGCUAAUAUGGUAUUAAUACAGUCUGAAUGAAAGGAUAAUGAACAAUAUAUGUGGAUAUUCUACAAUUUGUAUUAAUUGUGUAUAUAAUUAUGAAUUAGCCAGGCCUUUAUCAACUGAAGAUGGCAAAGAAAAUGAAUGUGAAAAUAUGAAUGCAUUUACAGAGACAUAAUAUAUUGAAGAAUAUGUAUUGAUAUAUGUACAUAUAUUUAUAUAUUACAUAUGUAAAUAUAUAUACCAAGUUGGAUUAUCAUCUCAUUGAUUUUUCUUGCAAAUUUUUAUUCUAACUUUCAACACUUCACUCAUGCUCACAAAAUGACUCAGUUUAUUCGUUUACAUCGACAGUGUACCUAUUAGAUGUGGCAGUUUUGAAGCUGCAAACUUCAAAUGAAAAUGUUGGUAUUUUCUCAUUUGAAAAUCUAUGCCUUGUCACCUAUGAUCACUAAAGGUAUACCUUACUGUUACUGACUUUGGUAAAAUGGAUGUUCUGCUCCCUAAGCAAAGUGGACUACACAAAGAUGAAAGAACCACGUUCAUAAGGAAGUAUCUUUUUAAGACUGUGUUUGUGUGUCUUUAACAAGCAAGAACAAUGCAUUAUCAUAAUGUGGCGUCUUUACUCGGUUUGUAAAGAGUACAACAUUUGCACAUAGCAACAUAUAAGAGUGCAUAUUUGCUUGUCUGUUGUGUAAUUUCAGGUGUCCAGAUGCAGAGGAUCGGCUGGGGUACAUGGAACAAACAUCACAUCGUUGUCAGUGUAUUUGGAACAGAAUUAGUUCAGAUGCCAGUCCUUGAAUUUUAUUAGUAUUUUGUUGGAAGGUUGUUCCUGUCUACGUGUAUGUACUUCCAUUCAUAUCUUCAGUAUUCCUCCACAAAAAAAUUUAUUUUGGAAUAUAAAUAAAUGUAUGCCUUAUUUGAAGGUAGAAAAACGAAAGUUUAAUGGACUGAAGUUACAUUUGAUCUUUAGUUAGAAUAAUUGUACAAAAAACAUUUUUAGGUGUAACAUUUUUUUGUGUUCUUUUCUAAAAGACCAGAAAUUUUUGUAAUAUUUUUUUUUUUUUGUUGAACAAUUUUUGUCAUAAAUGUGAAGAAUUAUUUC